Drosophila subobscura is the source of this 2096-nucleotide messenger RNA. RefSeq names its product annexin B11. Gene Ontology annotation, cellular component: cytoplasm. Lineage: Eukaryota; Metazoa; Arthropoda; Insecta; Diptera; Drosophilidae. The transcript is spliced from 8 exons. The record is from RefSeq and is a predicted model, not a curated record. Gene Ontology annotation, molecular function: calcium-dependent phospholipid binding; calcium ion binding. Bases 139 to 1689 code for a protein of 516 amino acids.
AACAAGUAGUUGGCUGAUAAAAUAUAUAUAUCGCCUCGACACAUUAAGUACACGCAACGUGCCGCGUCGGACGUCGGGUAUACAGAUACUUAAAUACUUGAAUCUCACACACAGGAACAUCUAGAAAUCUCCCUCAUAAUGUAUCCCUUUGGUUCCGGAAUGCCUUAUUCAUCGCAUCCUACUACUACCACUAAUGAGCCACCAACAAAUGCGCCACCCUUUGGAGCUGGUUGGGUGCCACCGAUGCAGCAGAGUUCACCAUACUCCUCCUCGCCAUACCCACCACAGCCAAGCCACCACCACCAGCAUCAGCACCAUCCCCAUGCACAGCCACCGCCCCAGCAGGGCUAUCCGCCAAGUCAGCAUGGUGGCUAUCCACCCUAUCCGUCGAUGUCAGCACCCUAUCCGUCAGCAUCGACAUCCUCUCCGUAUCCACCCCAAAACCCCUAUCCAAUGACACAACCGCAUUCGUCCCAAUCCCAUAACAUUCAUCACCUGCAUGGGGGGGCUGCUGCUGCUGCUGCCCCGUAUCCAGGCGCUCAACCAGCCACCAAUGCCCCCUAUCCCACUGGCAGUGGAUUCACGCCAGCCAUGACAGCCGGAUAUGAUGCUGGGCAUGGUCAAUGGCAGGGUCAAUGGCAGGGGCAUGGGCAUGGGCACGGGCAUGAGCAUGCGAAUGGGCAUGGGCAUGGUCAGGUGCACGCGCAUCGGUCACCCACAGCUCACAAAGAGGGAACCCCAACUUUAUUCCCUGCACAAGGCUUUGAUCCUGUCAAGGAUGCCCACGACUUGCGCAAGGCCAUGAAGGGCUUUGGCACGGACGAGAAUGCGCUCAUCAAUAUCAUUUGCCGGCGCACGAACGAACAGCGCCAGGAGAUCCAGCGCCAGUACAAGACCCAUUUUGGAAAGGAUCUGAUCGAGGACAUCAAGUCGGAGACGAGCGGAAACUUUGAGAAGCUUCUCGUGGGUCUGCUCCGGCCAAUUGUCGACUAUUACUGCGCAGAGCUAAACGAUGCCAUGGCUGGCAUCGGCACGGACGAAGAGGUGCUCAUCGAGAUCCUCUGCACGCUAUCCAACAUGGAGAUAUACACCAUCAAAAACCAGUACUUACGCUUGUACGGCGCACAUCUGGAGUCCGAACUGAAGUCGGAGACAUCGGGCAACUUCAAGCGUCUGCUCACGUCCCUCUGCACGUCGGCACGCGAUGAGAGCGGUCGCAUUGAUCCCGAUGCGGCCAAGGAUGAUGCCAGGGAGCUGCUAAAGGCCGGCGAGCUGCGCGUGGGCACCGACGAGAGCAUGUUCAACAUGAUACUGUGCCAAAGGAACUACGGACAAUUGAAAAUGAUAUUCCAAGAGUACGAGGGCAUGACCGGCCACUCGCUGGAGAAGGCCAUCAAGAAGGAGUUCUCUGGCGACAUUAUGGAAGGUCUCAUCGCCAUCUUUCGCUGUGUGACCAACAAGGCCGACUACUUUGCCUCGCGUUUGCACAAGGCAAUGGCUGGCAUUGGCACCAACGAUACCCAGCUGAUUCGUGUCAUCAUAACGCGUUGCGAGAUCGAUAUGGCAGACAUUAAAGUGGCAUUCGAGCGUUUGUAUGGCAAGUCUCUGAAGAGCUGGAUCAAGGGCGACACUUCUGGCCAUUACAAGCAUGCCCUUUAUGCCCUGGUUGGGGAGCAGCGCUCAUCUUAGGUUUAUUCCUACUAUUAAUUAAUCAAAUUGAAAUCAAAAACAAAAGAAUUAAAUUUUAUUCGAAUAUGUAAUCGCUUUUCCCUAUGUAUUUUACAAUAACUUGCAUAAACACAUUCAUACGUAACGUACACACACGCCCAGGGAGAUGGACAAUGAUGACGUUGAUGCUGACGAUGAAGACCAAUGUUUCGUAGACUCUAAGUGCUCACAGAUAUUACCUGAAUUGUCAAUUUGUUGUAAACACUUUUGUAAGAAGACAAAGCAGAAGCCAAAUAUGUUAAUGGUUCCCCAAUCCACUCGCAACACCCCACACGAUAUACACACAUGAAUACAUUCGAAAGCCACAACGAUAUCCCUUACGCACAUUUAUCUUUAUUAAGUGGAAUGCAUUAUUCAAAUUGUACAAU